AUGCGCUGGCCCAUCGUGUACUCUCCACGCUACAACAUCACCUUCAUGGGCCUGGAGAGGCUGCACCCAUUUGAUGCGGGGAAAUGGGGCAAAGUGAUCAAUUUCCUCAAAGAGGAGAAGCUUCUAUCUGACGGCAUGCUGGUGGAGGCACGGGAGGCCUCGGAGGAGGACCUGCUGGUGGUGCACACGAGGCGCUAUCUCAACGAGCUGAAGUGGUCCUUUGCUGUCGCGACCAUCACAGAAAUUCCCCCUGUCAUCUUCCUGCCCAACUUCCUUGUGCAGAGAAAGGUGUUGAGGCCCCUUCGGACCCAGACUGGAGGAACCAUCAUGGCAGGGAAGCUGGCUGUGGAUCGAGGCUGGGCCAUCAAUGUAGGGGGCGGCUUCCACCACUGCUCCAGUGACCGGGGUGGGGGCUUCUGUGCCUAUGCGGACAUCACGCUUGCCAUCAAGUUUCUGUUUGAGCGUGUGGAGGGCAUCUCCAGAGUCACCAUCAUCGAUCUUGAUGCCCAUCAGGGCAAUGGACAUGAGCGGGACUUCAUGGGGGAUAAGCGUGUGUACAUCAUGGAUGUCUAUAACCGCCACAUCUAUCCUGGGGACCGCUUUGCCAAGCAGGCCAUCAGGCGGAAGGUGGAGCUGGAGUGGGGCACAGAGGAUGAUGAGUACCUGGAUAAGGUGGAGAGAAACAUCAAGAAAGCCCUCCAGGAGCAUCCACCCGAUGUGGUCGUGUACAAUGCAGGCACUGAUAUCCUUGAGGGGGACCGCCUUGGGGGACUGUCAAUCAGCCCACAGGGCAUUGUGAAGCGGGACGAGCUGGUGUUCCAAAUGAUCCGUGGCCAACAGGUGCCCAUCCUCAUGGUGACAUCUGGUGGGUACCAGAAGCGCACAGCCCGCAUCAUAGCUGACUCCAUCCUCAAUCUGCAUAGCCUGGGGCUCAUUGGGCCUGAGGCCCCCAGUGUCUCGGCCCAGAGCACAGACAUGCCUCUGCUGCCUCCAGCAGUGCCCUGA
Orycteropus afer afer is the source of this 1005-nucleotide messenger RNA. The record is from RefSeq and is a predicted model, not a curated record. Lineage: Eukaryota; Metazoa; Chordata; Mammalia; Tubulidentata; Orycteropodidae.